AUGGAUCUUCAAAACAUGCAAAAUCAAAGCAUGCAUUUUGUGUUGUCCACUGAUGCCAAACCAAGGCUAAAAUGGACUCCUGAGCUUCACCAACGGUUCAUUGAGGCGACCAAUCAGCUUGGAGGUGCAGAUAAAGCAACACCAAAGAGCCUUAUGAGGGUGAUGGGGAUUCCAGGACUUACUCUGUACCACCUGAAGAGCCACUUACAGAAAUAUAGACUUGGGAAAAGCCAACAACUCGAGACCAGCUCUCACAGCAAACAAGAAGAUUACAUAGAAACCAAGAGCAGUGACGGCCAUUGCAGCAGGGAAAUCAGUCUUGGGGCCCAGAAUCAAAUUACUGAAAACAUGCAGAUAGCUAAGGCACUCCAAAUGCAAAUGGAAGUACAAAGGAAACUUUAUGAACAAAUUGAGGUGCAGAAACAUUUGCAGCUCAGAAUUGAAGCACAAGGGAAGUAUUUGCAAUCAGUGUUGAAGAAAGCACAGGAAGCGCUUGCUGGAUACAACUCUGCCCCAGUGGGGAUAGAACUCACAAAAGCUGAACUUUCUCAGCUAGUUACCAUCAUCAACAAUGCUUGCCCAAGUUCUCCCAUCUCAGAACUGACAGAGACAAGAGGGUUGAGUUUAAGCUGUGGGGAGAGGAAAAGAGACAGAGGUACCAUGUGUUCACUGGAAAGUUCCUUGACAUCUUCUGAAAGCUCUAGUAGAAAGGAAGAGAAACAGCCAAUGGAAGAGAUAGGGGAGUUCAAAAGCUCCAAUAAUGCUUCACUUGAAUUGCCAUUGAUGGACAUUCACACCGAGAAUAAAGCAUCCAAUGGAGGCUCAAGUAGUGAGACUAGUGGGAGAAAGAGAAGUGCAGCAACACAAUCUAAUGAUGGUAGCUGUGUUGUUGAGCAACCAUAUGGGAAAAGAAGUGGCAACAAGUUGAGGAAACCCAAGUUGUCAGAAAUGCUCGACUUGAACAGCCAAUGCCAGAGUGACAUGGACUCAACACGUUCAAAAACAUUAGACUUAAAUUGCAGCUUAAAUUUUUGGGAACCAUGA
This is a messenger RNA of Sphenostylis stenocarpa, 1044 nucleotides long. The record is from the annotation of a GenBank genome assembly. NCBI's taxonomy places the organism in Eukaryota, Viridiplantae, Streptophyta, Magnoliopsida, Fabales, Fabaceae.